AUGGCGUUCCUUCAACGGCACGUCGUCAACCACUUCAUGGCGCAAAACGCCUCCCAGGAUUCCGGUCCGGCAGCGCGGGUCGUCACGGCCGUAGAUGACUUCAUCCACGCCCAUUCCCCUUCUACCUUGGUCCUCGGGGCGGUUUUCGCGACCACGAUUGCCGUCUCGCUGCAUGUGGUGCUCAAGAACACCGUGCUGCACCCACUCCGCAAUGUCCCUGGCCUCUGGUUCGCCGGCUUGACCUCGUGGUAUGAGUUUUACUUUGAUGUCAUCCGCAAUGGAACGUACAUUCACUAUUGGGACGACUGGCACAAAUCUUAUAAUUCGUCUAUUAUCCGGGUGUCACCCAACCAUGUCCACGUCAACGACCCUGAGUUCUACAAGAAGCUCUUCGCCAUCGGAUCUCCGUUUCGAAAAGCUCGUUGCUUCUAUCAUGCGUUCGGCUUAUCCAGUGCCAUCGGAUCGGAGUGGGAUCCUAAAACCCACCACCGUCACCGUGCCGCCAUGAACCCGGGUUUCUCCCCGAAGUCCUUGGCCUCGUUCACCCCGACGAUUCUUCGACAUACUCGUGGAUCAAUGGAUGACAUUGCGGCUCGCGGGCGCAAGGGAAUGGCCAUCAUCGUGCCCCGCCAUGCGAAGUCUCUGACCGUCGACGUCGUAUCUGAAGUGACCUUUGGUCGGCCCUUGGGCCUCAUUGGCUCUCUUGACGAGGAGCCAAUCGUGCUGCGAGAUCUGUCGGCAUUUAUGAGCCAAUUCCACAUGGUGAAACACAUUCCCGCCUGGAGAUGGUUGCUCACCAACCUUCCGGGUGGCCUAUCAAAACAGCUCAUGCCGGGAUACUUUGAUCUCCGUGAGAAAGCCUUGGACUGCGUCAACGAACUGAUCGAAGAACGCAAAAACCAAAACCGCUCCCAGGAGGAGUACACCGAGGGCGCCGGAUUUAUCUUCGAAUUGCUGCUGAGACCGAACCCCAAGAAAGGUUACAAGCCCCCAGAUGCGGCGGCCAUGGUCGAUGAGGGAUGCGCUUUCAUCGUGGGCGGCAGCGAUACCACCGGCUUCACCAUCGAAGCCGUCACCUACACCGUCCUGAAGUACCCCGGUGUCUUCCAGCGCUUGCGCGAGGAGCUCGACGCAGCUUCAUCCAUUAUCAAGGAUGAUUUCGAUAUUCAGGCCAUCUUGAGACUGCCGUGGCUCAGCGCCGUGAUCAAAGAGACGAUGCGUCUAUUCACUCCCACUCCUGGUCCGCUGCCUCGCGAAGUCCCUCCUGAGGGUGUUCAAGUGGGCCCCUAUUUCCUUCCUGGCGGUACCAUCGUAUCCCACAGUCUCCAAAGUUUGCACCACAACCCCGACAUCUUCCCGGACCCAGAAAGCUUCAAACCGGAGCGAUGGCUCGGAGAGCAAGGCACUAAGCUCACCGAGUGGUGGAACCCGUUCAGCAGAGGAACUCGCUCUUGCAUCGGACAAUAUCUCGCUUUGAAUGAGAUCCACAGCUUCAUCGCGCAUCUUUUCCUGCGCUUUGAUCUCGAGCUCUUCCAGACCGACGAAAGGAGCGUGGAAUGGGUGGAGCACAUGUUCACUAAGUUUCGGGACCCUAUCCAAGUGAAGGUCCGGAAGGAUCGGUGGGCUGAGCUGUAG
This is a messenger RNA of Aspergillus melleus, 1635 nucleotides long. Its product is annotated as cytochrome P450. The record is from RefSeq and is a predicted model, not a curated record. The transcript is spliced from 9 exons. Lineage: Eukaryota; Fungi; Ascomycota; Eurotiomycetes; Eurotiales; Aspergillaceae. Gene Ontology annotation, molecular function: heme binding; monooxygenase activity; oxidoreductase activity, acting on paired donors, with incorporation or reduction of molecular oxygen. Bases 1 to 1635 code for a protein of 544 amino acids.